AUGCUCGGUGCCCGCGCCGCCGCGACUUGUGGCCGCGACUCUCUCGCUCGCCUCUCCCCUCUUCCUCCGGAGCCCACGCCAACAGUACGUCCGCCUGCCCGCCCCAAACCUGCCGCACACGGUCCUGACAACCUGCCGCACACAGUGUCCGAGAGCCUCAUCUUCAAGGGAAGGGGCGAUGUCACCGCCAUCGCGACGUCGUCCGAGAACCCGGACAUGAUCUUGACCGCCUCGCGCGACAAGACCAUCAUCAUGUGGUCGCUCACCCGUGACGACGCGUCGUUCGGCUACCCGAAGCGCAUCCUCCACGGCCACAACGGCUUCGUCUCGGACGUCGUCGUCUCGUCGGACGGCCAGUUUGCUCUGUCCGCCUCGUGGGACAAGACGCUCCGCCUCUGGGACCUCAACACGGGCCUCACCACCCGUCGGUUCGUCGGCCACACGUCGGACGUCCUCUCGGUCUCGUUCUCGGCGGACAACCGCCAGAUCGUCUCGGGUUCGCGCGACCGCACCAUCAAGCUGUGGAACACGCUCGGAGAAUGCAAAUUCAACAUCACCGAGGACGGCCACAGCGAGUGGGUGUCGUGCGUGCGCUUCUCGCCGAACCCGAUGAACCCCGUCAUCGUCUCGGCCGGCUGGGACAAGGUCGUCAAGGACGGCAUCACGAUGCUCUGGGACCUCAACGAGGGCAAGCACCUGUACUCGCUCGAGGCCGGCGACAACAUCAACGCCCUCGUCUUCUCGCCCAACCGCUACUGGCUCUGCGCCGCCACCGCGUCGUGCAUCAAGAUCUUCGACCUCGAGUCCAAGUCGAUCGUCGACGAGCUCCGCCCCGAGUUCGACCUCGGCGCCAAGGCCCGCGAGCCCGAGUGCACCUCGCUCGCCUGGUCGGCGUCCGGCGAGACGUUGUUCGCUGGUUACACCGACUCGGUCGUGCGCGUCUUCUCGGUCGUCUAAGCGGCGACGCCGUGUCGAGGAGAAGGUGGACGGACGUGUUCUCUGUGGAGCGCCCGGGUCGUGCAAUCACACACUGCUCGAGUCUCU
Rhodotorula graminis WP1 is the source of this 1044-nucleotide messenger RNA. RefSeq names its product guanine nucleotide binding protein beta subunit. The coding region runs from base 1 to 957 and encodes 318 amino acids. Gene Ontology annotation, biological process: positive regulation of protein phosphorylation; rescue of stalled cytosolic ribosome. Lineage: Eukaryota; Fungi; Basidiomycota; Microbotryomycetes; Sporidiobolales; Sporidiobolaceae. Gene Ontology annotation, cellular component: cytosol; nucleus. Gene Ontology annotation, molecular function: ribosome binding; translation regulator activity; protein kinase C binding. The record is from RefSeq and is a predicted model, not a curated record. The transcript has 5 exons.